AUGGCUAACGGUGGGGUGUACCCCAUGGAUCAGAUGCAACAUUUGCCUGAACAACCCUCCACCCCAACAAGAGCUGGUUUCGGCGGCGAAUUCUUCAAGCUCUUCGGCGGUGGUAACAAUAACCCUCCUCCUCCUGCUGCUGUCAAAAAAGCUCCGCGAGAUGGCCAGGCUCCAAAACGUCGAGGUCCCAAACCUGAUAGCAAACCGGCCUUGACUCGUCGCCAGGAACUAAAUCGCCAGGCUCAGCGAACCCAUCGCGAACGAAAAGAACAAUACAUGCGAGCCUUGGAGACCGAAGUAUCACGGUUACGAGAGGCAUACACAUCGGAGAUUUCCGACGCAAAUGUCCAACUGCAACAGCACAAGGAGGUCCUGCAGUCGGUCCGCACCGAGAACGAAAUCCUCAAGGAGAUCCUCAUCGCGCAUGGCAUCCACUACGAGCCCGAGCUCGAGCAGCGUCGGGCGGAGCGCCCUCCUGUCCCAUUCCAGUCCAGCCCCGUCGCCGCCAGCAGCGCAGGCUCGCAAUCUGCCGGCCUCGCGACUUCAGUCAGCAACCAUCAUACCACCCCGGCAACCUCCAUCUCCCCUAGUCUGAGUCCUACUGCCGGCAGUGGUGUGAUUGGUGGUCUUGAGCACCCCGACAUCUCGCCCCCGAUGGCCUUUGCUCCCCCACAACAGGUCUACCACGCUGGCCCUGGUGAUAGUAUGGGUGCGAUGGAUCGGUCCGCCUGCCAAGCGGCUCCUCCAGUCCCUGCGAUGGGCGGCGUCUUCGAGAGUGACCCACAACUCCAGAUUGACUUUAUUCUAACGUACGCCACAUCCUUUUUACCCAGAUCCCCAAGCGUCCCGUUCCCGUUCCCGUCCCCGUUUACCCCCUUUCAACCCCAUCUGUACACUGCUAACCCCACAAAUAGUUUGGAAGGACCUUGUCGAGAACACACCGACUAUCUCUGUCGUCGCUCUGUCACCGAGGCCGAUGAUGAGGAUAUGCCCUUCUCGGGCCACGCCUUGAUGGCUACCUGCCCACCACCGAGUUAUAUAACAAACACAACACCCGAACAGCCCUAUCCCCAUAAAGCGCCAGAUCUACCGCUCGCAAAUCUCGGCACGCUCCUCAACCUCAGUCGCCAACUCGUCACCGAUGGCCAAAUCACCCCCAUCAUGGCUCUGCAGUGCCUCAAGAACCACGAGCUCUACCCAUCCCUCAGCCGCGAUGACAUCAAGAUCAUCAUCGAAACGCUCAACACCAAAGUCCGCUGCUACGGCUUCGGCGCCGUCGUCGAGGAUUUUGAGCUAAUCGAUUGUUUGAGCAGUGUCCUGGGCACCGAUGUUGACUUGAGCAUGAUUCGCCAUCGUGACGAUGCGAUUUACUCUUGA
Molecule: messenger RNA, 1377 nt
Organism: Penicillium manginii
Lineage: Eukaryota; Fungi; Ascomycota; Eurotiomycetes; Eurotiales; Aspergillaceae
Gene: flbB
Product: protein flbB
Exons: 4
Coding region: 1-1377 (458 amino acids)
Cellular component (GO): RNA polymerase II transcription regulator complex
Molecular function (GO): transcription cis-regulatory region binding; DNA-binding transcription activator activity, RNA polymerase II-specific
Source: RefSeq, a predicted model, not a curated record